UGUUUGUGUUGGUCCCAGGGCAGCAACGAUCUUUAUCGCUCUAGAGCUAAACGGACAGGCUUAGCUUAAGAAGGGAUCAAAACACGGCAGACACCGCCGCUAGACGAGAAAAGUUCCGCCAGACGGAUCGAGAAGUGUCGCGUCAAGAGUACGCAGGCGGGACCACGUAGCAAACCAAGAUGGCGUCGGCAGCAGGAUCCUCGCGCUUUCAAGCGUUCAUGAACCACCCCGCUGGGCCAAAGACAGUAUUCUUUUGGGCGCCCAUGAUGAAGUGGUGCCUGGUGCUUGCAGGUAUCAAGGAUCUCAGUCGCCCGGCAGACAAGCUUUCGGUCUCUCAAAAUGUCGCGCUCGCUGCGACCGGUAUGAUUUGGGUUCGGUACUCGCUGGUCAUCAACCCCGUCAACUACUCUCUCGCUGCAGUCAACUUUUUCGUCGGCGCAACAGGUCUUACCCAACUCUACCGUAUUUGGGACCACCAGAAGAAGAACCCAGUCACAGCAGCGAUAGAGCAAAACAAGUCGCAGGACAAGAAGCUGGUGUAAUGCCACAACAGCCGGCAUUUGCUCGAGCCCCUGGUUGCGUGCGGGAUUUACCCUAAUGUCAGGUUUUCCUCUUGCCAAAUGCCCCACCUUGUAUUCUUUCCGUUAUGUAGAGCUGUUCAACCAUG
Molecule: messenger RNA, 667 nt
Organism: Tilletiaria anomala UBC 951
Lineage: Eukaryota; Fungi; Basidiomycota; Exobasidiomycetes; Georgefischeriales; Tilletiariaceae
Product: putative FMP43-protein found in mitochondrial proteome
Exons: 4
Coding region: 180-542 (120 amino acids)
Biological process (GO): pyruvate import into mitochondria
Cellular component (GO): mitochondrial inner membrane
Molecular function (GO): pyruvate transmembrane transporter activity
Source: RefSeq, a predicted model, not a curated record